GACGUCACUUGGUCGUCCCAAACACGGAAACGCGUAUUUGACCGUUGCGUUGCGCUUUCAGACAACUCGAAAACGAUGGCGCUAUCUUAAAACGGUGACAUGUCCACCUCUUUGACGCGACACGGAGGGUUUGAAAUGACGUUACGUGUGGCCCCCCCGCACUGGGAUUUCAAGGGGCAAUUCGACCUUUGGUUUUGAGUUCAGUUCGCAGCCUCGAGGAGAAGGUGGGUGUCAUGGGAGCUUUGGAGCGCCUGCUGUUGUGCCUACUUCUGCUUCUCUCGUGGGAAGUCAAAAUAUCGCAGUUGGCGGGGGGCAAGGCGGUCUCCCUCCCAGAAUCCCUUCUGUUUGUCUCCACGCUGGACGGAAGUCUGCAUGCUGUCUCCAAACAGACGGGAGACAUCAAGUGGACCCUAAGAGAAGAUCCUGUUAUACAAGUGGCCAUCAACAUCACAGAGCCAAGUUUUCUCCCGGACCCCAACGACGGCAGCUUAUAUAUAUUCGGUGGCAAGCACAAAGAAGGCCUGAUGAAACUUCCGUUCACCAUUCCAGAGCUGGUUCAGUCGGCUCCGUGCAGGAGCUCUGAUGGCAUCCUCUAUACAGGCAAAAAGCAGGAUGUGUGGUUUGUAAUGGAUCCUGAAACAGGAGCAAAGCAAACUAGUCUAACCACAUCCUCGUCUGAUUCCAUGUGUGCCAACACUCCCCUGCUCUACCUCGGACGCACAGAGUACAUGGUCACCAUGUUUGAUACCAAGAAGCAGGAACUGCGAUGGAACGCCACGUACAACGACUACUCCGCUCUGCCUUACGAUGAGAAACUCGACUACCGGAUGGCUCAUCUCGUGUCCAGUGGCGACGGCCUUGUGGUUACCGUUGACAGGGAGUCAGGUGAUGUGCUCUGGAGUCAGGACUACGGUUCGCCCGUGGUGGGGGUCUACCUGUACUCGGGUGACUCGCUCAGACACGCCCCCCACCUGUCGCUCGCCGUUGAGACGUUGCGCUUCCUCACCUUCUCCUCCCCCGUCGCCGGCAAGCAGACGGAUGCCCACUCCACCCUGAAGUGGAGCUAUCAGUUUGUGAAGGAGCAAGCUAGCACACAAACCCAACUUGUGUCCACUCUCUAUGUUGGGAAACUGGACUCGCACCUCUAUGCCUCCUCUUCCCUCGUUCACCACGGAUUCUCCUUAGUGCAUCGAGGUCUGACCCUGGGCCGGAUUGAAGGUCCCGAGACGGCCGGCGUGACGGUCAGCGGGCAAGGGGAGUGUGAGAUCAUGCCGUCCACUGAUGUGCGCUAUCCUCCUGGCAGCACCAGCAGCCGCAAAAACAACUGGCUGUUAAUAGGCCACCACGAGGUCCCGCCAGUAGCGCACACCACCAUGUUAAGGGAAUCCCGGCUCAGCCUGCCGCGCUCCGAUGAAACCAUCAUCCCUCCUCGAUCCCCCACCUCUCCAUCCUCGCGCACCUCCUGCUACAACCAGUAUCCCUUCUGGCCAGUUGUCCAGAGCGAUGGCAAAGACGGCCGAGGAGCCGGCGACAGGAGAGGAUCGGGAGGUUCCCAGAGGUCGGUCGCUGUGCAUACCGUCUACAUGACGCAGGACUGCCUGGCUCUGGCUGUGCUCACCGUCCUGCUGGGAGGAUGGUUGGCGUUGGCCUUCACAUAUACCCGAGCAGCCAAGAAACUCAAAGCUCUGCAGCAGCAACUGGAGGAGGCGUUUGAAAUUUGCGUCCAGCGCACACAGACCAACACGCCGAUGCCGACCCUUGAAUCCUCUGAACCUGCCCUUUUUACCAACACCAACGUCUCAAGUGACUCCCAGCAUGCAGCAGGAGACACUCUUUUAACUCCUUUACUUGACAACAGCGCAGCCUCAAGUGUGGAUGCUAAUGACACGGCGGGGCUUCAUACCGCCACAGCAGAAAACAGCGAGGAGGUGCACUUGGGUAAGAUCUCCUUCACCACAUCCGAAGCCCUUGGGCGCGGCAGCUCGGGAACAUUCGUCUUCAGGGGCAACUUUGACGGACGGCGUGCCGCGGUGAAGCGAAUCCUCCCCGAGUGUUUGGAGGUGGCAGAGCGUGAAGUGCAGCUCCUGCGAGAGUCCGACACGCAUCCCAACGUCAUCAGGUAUUUCUGCACGGAAAGGGAUAACCUCUUCACGUACAUCGCCAUCGAGCUGUGCGCCGCCACCCUGCAGCAGUAUGUGGAGGAUCCCUCAAAUUUUCCUGACUUGAAUCCAAUUACGUUGUUGGAGCAGACUAUGUGUGGCCUCUCACACCUCCACUCGCUCAAUAUAGUCCAUCGGGACCUGAAACCUCGAAAUAUCCUGCUCUCCUUUCCCUGCGCACUGGGGAAGGUCCGAGCUCUCAUUUCCGACUUUGGUCUGUGCAAAAAGAUCCAGGAUGGUCGGAACAGCUUCUCGUUACGCUCGGGCAUACUGGGCACCGAAGGCUGGAUCGCUCCCGAGAUGCUGCAGAACGUUCCUGCCAGCAAACCGACCGCUGCUGUGGACAUCUUCUCAGCCGGCUGCGUGUUCUACUACGUGGUCAGCAGGGGUAAACACCCGUUUGGCGAGACUCUGAUGCGGCAAAUGAACAUCCUGUCUGGCGAAUAUUCACUCUCGCAAUUCAUGGAUACUAUACAUGAAGACGUUGUGGCUGAGGAUCUGAUAAAGCAGAUGAUCAGCGCGGACCCGGAGUCUCGUCCCUCGUCCGCCCGCGUGCUCAAGCAUCCGUUCUUCUGGAGCCCCGAGAAGCAGCUGCUCUUCUUCCAAGAUGUGAGCGACCGCAUUGAGAACGAACCAGCCGAUAGUGAGAUUGUGAUGAACCUUGAGAGUGAGCACCGAGGGGUGGUCCGGACCAACUGGAGGCUGCACAUCUCUACCCCGCUGCAGAUGGACCUGAGGCGUUUCAGGACGUACAAAGGCAGCUCAGUGCGAGAACUGCUGAGGGCCAUGAGGAAUAAGAAGGCUCACUACCACCAGCUGCCACCCGAAGUGCAGCACAGCCUGGGCGAGCUGCCCGACGGCUUCGUGGGCUACUUCACCGUCCGCUUCCCCAAGUUACUGAUGCACACGCACAAUGCGCUGCAGGGCUAUGCCCACGAGAAACUGUUUCACCCCUACUACAUGCCCCCUGGCGCCAAGUAGCAGCUACACUUAUCUCACUCGUCCUCGUUAUUGCUUUUGUAAAGCUCUCACAAUUUUUAGAUACACCUGAAGAUACCUUGGCUUGGUUUAUGUACAAUUUUUAGAUACACCUGAAGAUACCUUGGCUUGGUUUAUGUAUUUAUUUUUUUAACGGCCAUGAGAGAGGACGUUCACAAGCGCUCGAGUUACAUCUUGAAAGGAAUAGAUUACUUUGUGGUUUUAAAGAGAGUCCCAUUUGUAUUAAUAGCACUUGUUGCAGCAACCGGCCGAUAAUGUCUUUCGAGAAAGAAAAAAAGAUCAUGUACUCCUGAAGGUAGCAACACUGACUGACAAAACAUAUGUCUCCAUUGAUAACCACUUUGCUCCACAUGAUACCUGUCGUUUUUACUCUGAAACCUAAUGAUGUUUACUCCCCCUUUUUUUUAAAUCUCAAAGUUGUUUUUUGCAUGAACUCGCACUUCUUACUGCACACUAACGAUUUGCUCUGCUGUAGAACCAAAGUCGAGGGAUUUCCUCAUUUUCUAAAUUAAAUUUCUACUUUGACUGUUUCCAAGAAUGAAUGGCAUUGAUGUCUUUUUUUCUUUUGAAAAAUAAGAUCCCAUAUUUUAUUU
Molecule: messenger RNA, 3751 nt
Organism: Hippocampus comes (tiger tail seahorse)
Lineage: Eukaryota; Metazoa; Chordata; Actinopteri; Syngnathiformes; Syngnathidae
Gene: ern2
Product: endoplasmic reticulum to nucleus signaling 2
Exons: 24
Coding region: 234-3140 (968 amino acids)
Biological process (GO): protein phosphorylation; intrinsic apoptotic signaling pathway in response to endoplasmic reticulum stress; mRNA processing
Cellular component (GO): IRE1-TRAF2-ASK1 complex
Molecular function (GO): RNA endonuclease activity; ATP binding; protein serine/threonine kinase activity
Source: RefSeq, a predicted model, not a curated record